AUGAGUUUUCAUGUUGUGCCUCGAGACUGUCGCCUCCCUGAGCUCGCCAGUUCCAUAGGCGCGAAGCCACGGGAUUUAUGGCUUCCACUACGAGCCUUCGCGAGUUCUCGUAGUCGAAUAACUACCCCUAUCCGGAUCUCAGAUUCAACCCCGAUUGUUCUGCACCACAAGGAGUCCGGCAACUUAACAUGCAAUCGCCGCGAAAUCUUGUUCCACCUCAAUUUCUUUAAUAUAAAUAAUGUUGGCGGUCUGUCGCUGGCGCCUUCCGACAUCCCGGAAAGGUAUGAACUCUUCGUUCGGUGGGAUAAGCCUGCCGGUAACAAACUGAUCUCAUCCAACACGACGGUGCUGCAUCGCGCGAUCCCGGAAAGCAUGACAAUUGCGGAAGGUUCCGCGAUUUCCAGCGGCUCGGCGCGGGUGGCGAGCUCGAAACGCACCCGCUCUUCCACCCACGAGACGAUCGAUCAGAGCAGCCUCACGCAAAUCCUCGAUGGGGGAUCCGAGCGCUCCUCCUUGCGAGUCCGCGCCGCGGACGAUCUCGACCGUCGCCUUCAAAAAGUCCUCCAGGAACGCGGGCACGAUGGCGGGCAAUCCCACGCGAUCAUGCGCUACGUGCGGGAUAAAAUCACCCAACAGCACGCCCACUCACCGCCCCUGCAUCUCCUUCUCGCGGCUGCGAAUUCGUCCGGGGAUUCCAAAGGAGCCUUAUCGCGGGCGAGAGAUCACGCGUCGCGUUCGAUUCAGACCGCGGACGGCCUCGUUUGGUGGCGGCCGGAUCCUCGCAUCCUCUACCGCGUGUUUCGAAGCCACGCCUCGACGGAGCGCGCGGAGACGAGUCAGCACGGGGAUGCCUCCCGACAGCUCGCGAUUUUUUUCAUCGAUGACGUGGUGCUCCCCGCGAGGCUGCGGGCUCGGAAAGUCCUCGAACCCACGAUACGACAACGCGCCCGCGAGGAUGCUGACGCGGCCCCCACCACGGAGGAUUCAAGCUCGCCCCAAGAAGAUCUUCGCGUGGAGGCUCACCUCAGCGCAGUCGCUCAAAAGAUCAAAGCCUAUGCCGAUCGUGGCUACCGCGUGCUUCUUCUAGACCACUAUCCCUAUCUCCAUCACGGGAAUGCGACUCAUCUCGAGCUGACGUUGCGCCCGAUAAGUGAUUUCUGGUCGAAGUACCUUUCCGUGCGCGAUGGCGCCGAAGGUGGGUGCACGAUAACGGUGAUAUUGUCGGUGAUGUCUUAUAUCACCGCCCAUCAGGGAUCCAGCCACACGGCGGCGUCCUUUGUGAUUCCAAAUACGGGGAUUAUGAGCUAUUUCGUAGCCAACCUCAACACCUCGUUGCAGCCGGAUACGACCACGUCCUUGGUCGUCGGAUGUAGCAAUCGAAGCUCACCUUUAUUGAAUGGGUUUCAUAAGGAGUUUGCCGAUGCUCUCUCCCUUAACUAUGUAGACGUAGCCUCCUUGUUGAGCGACUAA
Phytomonas sp. EM1 is the source of this 1470-nucleotide messenger RNA. NCBI's taxonomy places the organism in Eukaryota, Euglenozoa, Kinetoplastea, Trypanosomatida, Trypanosomatidae. The record is from the annotation of a GenBank genome assembly.